AUGUUGCCCUCAUCGGUGCGGCGCGUGGUCGCCUCGGCGCCGCAGUCCCCCCUCGUCGCCUCCCUCACCACCUCCGCUCCGAGAGCGGCUACGGCCACCAUCACCCUUCAGCAGAGACCCGUCGGUGGCCACCAGAGACGAUGGUCCUCCUCGAGCCCCUCGAACCCGAAUAACAACGGAUCCAAGGACAUUCCUGCCCAGGGCCAGUCCGUCCAUGCCUCGACAUCAUCGAGCUCCAGCAGCAGCGGCAAGGCCAACGGCGAGAAGCGGAAACGAAAGAGCAAGGACAGCGCCGAUAGGGAGGCUGUGCAGAAGCUGCCCAGCGUGCCCAGCACACAACAUCUUUCCCAAGAAGCUCUCGGCUUGUCAACCUUUUUCUCGCUGCACCGGCCGAUAUCUGUGACCCACAGCAUGCCCAAGUCAGUGACGGAAGAAGCCUUCGCCGCCAUCUUCAAGCCCCGGAGCAGGGCGAACAAGGUCACCGACGUCAUCUCAACACUAUCGCGGACGACCGACGACCUCGAGGGCGCCAUGGCCAAGAUGACCAUCGGCCACCAGGAGACGGAUGCGUCAGGCGAGCCCGUCCAAAAGAUCGACUUCAAGAACCCCGACGGCACUGAGUCGAGCGUCUACGUCCAGCUCAACAGCAUGGCCGGCCAGUUCGUCCCCUUCCGCCCUCCCCCGGCCCCCGAGGCCAUGGGCGAGACCGCCGACGCCGCGACAUCCCACGCCGCCGCCGCCGAGUCCGCCGUCGAGGACCUCCUCGACGAUACCCCUCACCACCGCGUCUACAAGGCCAUGUUCACCAUCGAGGAGACGACCGACGCCGACGGCCAGGUCCAGGUCCUCGCCCACAGCCCCAAGAUCAUGCAGGACGGCGGCGACGCGCCCCGCUCGUUCCUCGAGCGCAUGGCCCUGCGCCAGAUGAAGUUUGACGAGGCGCAAGGCCACGAUACCAUGCACGCCCUCAGCGUCAAGCGCCAACGCAAGCUCAAGAUGAAGAAGAAGAAGUACAAGAAGCUGAUGAAGCGCACGCGCAACCUGCGCCGCAAGCUGGACAGAAUCUAA
Messenger RNA from Colletotrichum tamarilloi, 1068 nucleotides. RefSeq lists its product as uncharacterized. The transcript is spliced from 2 exons. NCBI's taxonomy places the organism in Eukaryota, Fungi, Ascomycota, Sordariomycetes, Glomerellales, Glomerellaceae. The coding region runs from base 1 to 1068 and encodes 355 amino acids. The record is from RefSeq and is a predicted model, not a curated record.